Hypomesus transpacificus is the source of this 2881-nucleotide messenger RNA. RefSeq names its product CUE domain containing 1b (gene cuedc1b). Bases 648 to 1850 code for a protein of 400 amino acids. Lineage: Eukaryota; Metazoa; Chordata; Actinopteri; Osmeriformes; Osmeridae. The record is from RefSeq and is a predicted model, not a curated record. The transcript has 11 exons. Gene Ontology annotation, molecular function: ubiquitin binding.
UUUCUACAACUACACUAUACAUUGAUGCAGGAGCCUCUCUCUGAACACACUUCAGCUCGUCUGGUAUUUUUUCCACAAUGCCCUGGUGUGAGCUAGUAGCUUUUAUCAGUGAACACAGGGCCAUGAAAAUACAAGCCAGUGUGGACUCGGUCUCGGGCGCACCAAGACAACUAACGCUAGAUAGAAUGGUCUGAUGUCGAGUCAGUCAAUGGACGGACAGUGUUUGCCGAAUACUAAGAUUUGCAAUAUCUGAUCAAAACUCGGAACGUGGACUGUUUUCUCACCCUGUGCUGUUCUGAGCCCAAGAUGCAGCUGUAAGAGUUGAUUGCCCGUCAGACCUAAAAACUGGUGACAGAUAUAAACGCAGUCUCUCCAAGCCUCUGCUGGGCACUUGUCACUGCUGCCACAGCCCACUGUGUUGGAUGCUGCGGAAUAACAAGCAGAGGAAGAGAAAAAGAAGAAGAGUUAAACUCCCCCUCCUUAGGACUGCCAUGUUUGUGUUAUGAUGAGAAACUGAUUUAAGGAGAAGCUUGUCAAAUCUGAGGGCAAUUUAGCGUGAUCAAAACAAGGAAGUGACAGAAGAGUGUUUGAGGUAAGUGCCAAGGUGCCAGCCUAACUAGGUUGGCAGUGCCAGUUCAGGCGAAAGAAUGACCAGCCUAUUCAAGCGCAGCAGCAGUAAUGGAGGCUCCAGAGGAGGAGGAGGAGGAGGGGGCGGUGGUGGGGGUGGUGGCGGUUCCACCCAGGGAGAGCUCAACAACAGCCGGCCAAAUCGGCAAGUCCGGCGCCUCGAGUUCAACCAGGCCAUGGAGGACUUCAAGAUCAUGUUCCCCAGCAUGGACUAUGAGGUCAUAGAGUGCGUGCUGCGCUCGAACAACGGGGCAGUGGACGCCACCAUCGAUCAGCUGCUUCAGAUGAGCAUCGACGGAGGCGGCUCGGAUGACAGCUCCGACUCUGAUGACAGCAUCCCCCCAGAGAUUUUGGAGAGGACAUUGGAACCGGACAGUUCAGAUGAGGAACCGCCCCCUGUUUACUCCCCACCAACCUACGACAUGCACAUCUAUGACCGGAAAUACCCAGAGGCCCCACCCACCCCUCCACCAAGGUUUGAGGCCCAGCCACCCCCAGGCCACCGACAAGUCCAAAGCUACAGGAACUGGAACCCGCCCAUGCUUGGGAACCUGCCUGAUGACUUUUUGAGAAUCUUGCCUCAGCAGAAGGACAAUAUAACGGGUUCUCAGAGUCAACAGUCCCAGCCAUCUUCCUCUUCCUCCCUCUCCUCCAUGAGCCAGAGGGAGUCUCAGGGGGCUGAUGGGACCCCUGGGGGGGCAGGUGGGGCAUCGGGGGCCUCAGAACAAGAGCGGAAGCUCAAGCAGUAUCUGGAAGACGAGCGUAUUGCGUUGUUCCUUCAGAACGAGGAGUUCAUGAGAGAACUGCAGCGCAACCGAGAGUUCCUCGUUGCCUUAGAGCGAGAUCGCUUGAAGUAUGAAUCAAAGAAAUCCAAGUCCAAUCACUCAUCUAGCAUGGAGAAUUCCACAGGAGAACACUGUGCCUCAGGUUCGAUGGAAGCGUGUACUGCUGUCUCGGACGACGCCAUGUUCAGAGACAAACUCAAACACAUGGGCAAAUCAACGAGAAAGAAGCUGUUUGAAAUCGCCAGAACAUUCUCUGAGAAGACCAAGAGGAGAAAGUCAAAAAGGAGAAUGCUCUUGAAACACCAGUUACUUGGAACGGCCAACUCUACAGCCAACCUCCUGGAUGAUGUGGAGGGAAACCCAUGUGAGGAGGACAGCAAACCUAAAGGGUCAGCCACUCAGGAAGAGGAUGAGCAAAACAGGGAACGGGUGUCAUGAUUGUCCCAAGCUGUACCUCAUCAGGGUAUCCAUGGUGACUGCUGAAUGACCCAUGGCUGGUAGCAGAGUAGCUUUCUGAUCCCUCCUAACCUCCUGUCUGGCCCCUCUCUCCAACACAUGCCAACCCCUCCCAGAACCCUACCACCCUCACCCCCAUAUCCCCAGAGUAACAGGACCAGACUGACCUCUCUCCCUCACUCUGGGCCUUCAUGUGUCCAUACUGCUUUAUAAUCUCUGUAUACUGUAACUCUUUUGUUAAUAUAUGAGUUCAUAUUAAGUUUUAUAUUGGGUCUCUUUAUCUCAGUUACGCAUGGUAGACAGAACAACAAUGAUCUUGUCCAUCUGACCUGUCAAAGAUUUUUUAUAUGACGCUAGUCCCUCCAAGUCUAUACGCUGAAGUGUGCUCAAGCCCCUUUGUUUGGCUCUUAACCAUAUUUAUACCCAUUUAUAAAGCAUUUCUCAAUUGCAUCACCACCGACUUGACAAUAGAAGCAAAUGUCUAUUUUCAACUGACCUUGCCUCAGUUCCACGUCACAGUGUCAAGUCGGAACAGUGCUUGCUUCUGAAGACGCUUGUGUGAAACGGAUACCUUUUCAAAGUUCCUCUCUCUCCGCACUUUUCUUCUGGAGAGGCCCUGAACACAAUGUGCUGUGGCGGUUAUAUCAUAGUGUAGAUGUCUGUGUGUGUGGAUUGAUGGGUGUUAUUCAAGUCUAUUUCAGGGUUUUUGUUUCACUCCACAUUGUCACUGUUGUUAAAAUGCCAAGCAUAAUUUUAUGGCCUGCCAUUUUUCAAAAACUCCUGAAAUAAACCUCAAUGUUUGUUUUUUCAGUAUUUAAGUUAUGGAAGUCAGAUAUCCUUCCAACUACACUGCCAUAGCUCUACAUUCUCACUGUAUAUCUUUGAAGACGUAUAAUUCAUUUUUCCUAAAUAUCAGUUGACAUAAUGAGAGUGUAUUUUGAACAAGUGUUAUUCUAAUGUGCACAAUAAUGUCAUUAACAGAAGCGUUUGAUAAACAGUGAAUUAUUAUAUUA